Nymphaea colorata (pocket water lily) is the source of this 748-nucleotide messenger RNA. RefSeq names its product photosystem I reaction center subunit IV A, chloroplastic-like. The transcript has 3 exons. Lineage: Eukaryota; Viridiplantae; Streptophyta; Magnoliopsida; Nymphaeales; Nymphaeaceae. Gene Ontology annotation, cellular component: photosystem I; photosystem I reaction center. Bases 107 to 517 code for a protein of 136 amino acids. Gene Ontology annotation, biological process: photosynthesis. The record is from RefSeq and is a predicted model, not a curated record.
UCUUCCGAAAUUAUAGAAAUUCGGCCUGUGUUCUUGCUCUCUUCUUCCUAUCAUUGGUUGAAGCUCAGAGGAAGAGGAAGAAGAAGAAGAAAGGAAAGCCUCGAGAAUGGCUACGUGCAACAUGGCAUCUGCAGCCACUGGGUUCGUCCUGGGCUCGAGUCUCGCCUCCUCAUCCACCUCAUCUCGGCCCUCCCUGUUCUUCUCCACCAAGAAGAACCCGGCUAGCCGUGGAAGGUUGGUGGUGGUCAGGGCUGAAGAGGGAGAGGCGGCCCCCGCAGCAGUUGCAGCUCCGGCGGAGGCGCCCGCCGCCAAGCCGCCACCGAUUGGCCCCAAGCGUGGCACAAAGGUGAAGAUUCUGAGAAGAGAAUCCUACUGGUACAACGGGAUCGGAUCUGUGGUUGCUGUAGAUCAGGAUCCAAAUUCUCGUUACCCGGUGGUGGUUCGGUUCAACAAGGUGAACUACGCCAAUGUGUCGACCAACAACUACGCUUUGGAUGAGAUCCAAGAGGUGAAGUGAAAGAAGCUGCUUGCAGGAAUUGGUUUAAAGGAGCAAAUGUGUGUCUCGUUUUGUAUUAUAAGCUUUUCUCCUCCAAUCUAAAUCUCAUUCACUACUCUCAACCUUUUUAAAUUUCCUGGUGUUUUCUUUUACAUAAGUUUGAAGUUUGUAUUGGUAAGUUAUGGAUAUUGGAGUGCGGAUAUCUGCGACUACAUUUUCCGGAUAAAUUUUGAGAAAUAAUUCUCUAACCAA